UUGUUGUGUUUGGGUCUCAUUGCAGGUGAACCUAAUGAUAUGGCCAAUGACAGAUAGGGGGAGGGGCUUCUGUCUACAAAGGUGUCCUGUUUCCCCGCCAACCUGUGUAAGUAAACCUCCCAAGUGUAAAAAAAAAUAAAACUCCCAUUUUGCUUCAAGGUGACGAGUCUGGGAAUUAGCCUCCGGAAGGGGGCGUGACUGAGCUGCGAGUCGUGGGCGGAGCUAAGGCAUCCCAGUGCGCGCUCUGCCUGGCGCUUCACAUAUCUUCACAGAUCUUCACAGAUCCAGCAGGUUUUACUCUUGCUCGGCGUUCUUUCUGCCAGAGGAUGGCUGGGGACUGUACCGGAAGGUGAAGACAAAAGUUGUGACGACUUUUUUUUAUUUUUAAAAAAACGUAACAAUGCGAUAAAAGUGACCGCGCUCAGCUUUUACGCACCGAGCAGGACCAUGUCCCACGCGCAGGUCGAGAUCCCCGGACGCGGCUUCCCGGGCUUGUCCGUGGAUCUGAGCGACGACUGCCUGUCCCGGGUGCCCUCCGUGCUCAGGGCGCACGGCUUGGGCGCCCGCAGGAACUCCUACGGACUCCAGAAGAUCAGCAUGGACGUGGACUCGCCUCUCUACGGCGGCGCCCUCUGCAAAGCUCUCUCCUGGUCGGCCGAGAACAUCCUCAGCCUGCCGGAGUCCCGAGCUGAGGAGGAGGAGGAGGACGAUGAAGAGGAGGAGGAAGAAGAAGAAGAGGAAGACAAACCCCCCAGGAGUCCUCAUCCCGAUGCCUCGGGGAAGUGGGAUCCGGUGCCCAGAGCCAGCUCGGACUCUGACAACGAGCUGGCCCGGGGGAAAGGUCACAAGGUGGCCUCGCUGAUGACCUUUGACCUGCGGUGGGAGCAGGACGAAGAGAAGGAGGACGUGGAGACCAAAGCGGUGGCAACGUCCCCGGAUGGGAGAUACCUCAAGUUCAACAUCGAGAUCGGGAGGGGGUCUUUCAAGACCGUCUACAAGGGCCUGGACACCGAGACCACCGUGGAGGUGGCCUGGUGUGAGCUGCAGACCCGGAAGCUGACCAAGGCGGAGCGGCAGCGUUUCAGCGAGGAGGUGGAGAUGCUGAAGGGCCUCCAGCAUCCCAACAUCGUCCGCUUCCACGACUCCUGGAAGUCCACGGUGAAGGGCCACAAGUGCAUCAUCCUGGUGACGGAGCUCAUGACCUCGGGAACGCUCAAAACCUACUUGAAGAGGUUCAAGGAGAUGAAGCUGAAGCUGCUGCAGCGCUGGAGUCGACAGAUCCUCAAGGGGCUCCACUUCCUGCACACGCGCACGCCGCCCAUCAUCCACCGGGACCUCAAGUGCGACAACAUCUUCAUCACCGGGCCCACCGGCUCCGUGAAGAUCGGGGAUCUGGGGCUGGCCACGCUCAAAAGUGCCUCCUUCGCUAAAAGUGUCAUUGGGACGCCGGAGUUCAUGGCUCCAGAGAUGUACGAGGAGAAGUACGACGAGGCGGUGGACGUCUACGCCUUCGGCAUGUGCAUCCUGGAGAUGGCCACCUCCGAGUAUCCGUACUCGGAGUGCCAGAACGCCGCGCAGAUCUACCGCAAAGUCACCAGCGGCAUCAAACCCGACAGCUUCUACAAAGUCAAAGUGGCGGAACUGAAGGAGAUCAUCGAAGGCUGCAUCCGCAUGAACAAAGGAGAAAGGUACACCAUCCAGGACCUCCUGGAGCACCCCUUCUUCCAGGAGAACAACGGCGUGCACGUGGAGCUGGCUGAGGAGGACGACACGGUCAAGCCGGGCCUGAAGCUGUGGCUGCGCAUGCACGACGCCAAGAAGCUCCACGGGAAGUACAAGGACAACAACGCCAUCGAGUUCCUCUUCGAGCUCUACAAGGACGUCCCCGAGGAGGUGGCGCAGGAGAUGGUGGUGCUCGGCUUCGUGUGCGAGGCCGACUUCAAGCUGGUGGCCAAGGCCAUACGGGACCGGGUGACGGCCAUCAAGCGGCAGAGGGAGAAGCUGAGGCGGCAGGCGGAGGAGCAGAGGAGGAAGCGGGAAGCCAUCGAGGAGGAGCCGGAGCCCUCCUCCCCGGCGCCGGCCACCCCGCCGCCACGGCCGCCCGGCCACACCCCGUCGCCCCUCCUGUCUCCCGUCACCAGCUCGGCCGACUCGGGCGUGGGAUCCAGCUACCCCGCCGAGCCGGAGGAGCCCGAGGCGGACCAGCACUUUGACCUCCGCCAUAACAGCCUCUCCUCCGCCAAUUCUGACUGCGAGACGGACGGCGAUCUCAGCUCCUCCGGCCUCCAGGACACCCAGGAAGCCACACCCCCCACCUCGUACGGCCUCCCCAUCCCGGCCCUCCGCUUCCCCUCGAGCAUCGCCGUGUCCAGCACCACAGAACACGCCAACCCAGGAUCUCCAAGCGGCUUGAAUUCUCCCUUGGACAGCUACGCCUCCGACGUGACUUCGGGCCUGAGUGACGGCUACGAGGGCGUGACGGAGAAGAGCGAGAGACCGGCCGCCAAGCGAACCGCCGCCAAGCUCUUCAGGCGGAGGGUGCGCUCUCGGCUGCGCAUCACGGGGCUGUCCGAUAAGGUGGACCGCGUGGUGGAGUGUCAGCUGCAGACGCACAACGACAAGAUGGUGACCUUCAAGUUUGACCUGGAUGGAGACAACCCGGAGGACAUCGCCGCCGUCAUGGUACACAACGAGUUCAUCCUGCCCUCGGAGAAGGAAGGCUUCGUCUACCGCAUGGGGGACAUCAUCAAGCGGGCCGAGGCGCUCAUGGCCAAGGAGCAGCCGGUGCACCCCAGCGGGCACCGCCCCCCCCAGCCUGCUUUCCAUGGCGGUGCCAACCUACUCUCCUCGUCCCAGCCUAACCUGCACAGUCACAGCCUCCCACGGACGCACUCCUCCUCCUCGCUGCCCGACUUCAGUGUGGCCAACCCCGGCGUGGGGGGGCCGCACGGCUCCCCUCCGUGCCCCAAUGGCGACGCCUUCGCCGCAGACGUGACCUCAGCUGGGCGACCUCUCAUACGCUCGCAGUCUUUCCACAACGCUCCAGGGUCUCCUCUUCUUUACCGACACCCGGCUUCCCUCCUCCCACCCCACCAGCACUACCCCCUCCCCUUCCUGGCCAACACCCACUACCCGUUCCAGUACCCGGCUUCUCCGGGUUCCCCAAAACCGGUGGGCCUCCAUGCCCCCCUGACCCGCGUGGCCAGCAGCCCCACCUUCCCGUCCGUUCCCUCCCCAGCACCGGGCUCGCCCAAUCUCCUCACCGCUGACUCUCACAGCAGCAGCGAGAGUCCGCCCAUGCCCCCGCCCGCCCCCCAGCACCCCGGCAUGUGGCCCCCGCACAGCCAGCCCCUCUUUUCCCUGGCCAACGUCAUCUCCAUGGCGAUGAGCAUGGCGCACUCUUUCAUCCCGCCCUCGGGUGUGCCCGCGCAGGGGGUGCCCUCCUACGGGGGCUUCCACCCCGAGCACUACCAAUACUACCAGACCCCCCCGCAGGAAGUGCCUUACCCCACAGCGGGUCUGCCAGCCCAGAAUGUCUACCCCGGCUCUGUGAACACGCCCCCGAUGGACGGAUUGCCUCCGGGGGACUCUCCAAGCUGGCUCGCCACGCCUCCGGGUGAAUCUCCGAGUUGGCUCGCCACGCCGCCGGGUGAAUCUCCGAGCUGGCUCGCCACGCCCCCGGGUGCUCCUCUACAGCAGGGGGGGACCUCCGCCCCCGCCAGCCUGCCUCAGGAUUGCCUCGCAGCCUUCCCAUCCCAGGCUCCGGGUCCAUCCGAAGUGUCCGGUUUAGCUUCCUCGUCGGAUCUUUCGCCCUCGCCGACAGACAGCCCGCAAAGCACCUUGUCGUCCACUCAGCUGCACGCCGCUCGGCCAGACCUCAACAGCAGAACCGCUAAUUUAGCGCCGUCAAACAACUCCGGAGAAGCGGCAGCCGCGGUGACGGUGGGACGCUUCCACGUGACCCCCAGCACCGAUGUUCUGACCUCGGCUUCGCCGGACUCCAGAGGCGGCGGCGGCGGCGGUGCUCGGUCAGAGAGCAGCGCCGAGGAGCACUCCGAGACCAGCAUGGAAACCUCCGUGACCACGUCCCCCCCUCAGUCACACUCGGGCCUCCCGCAGGACGCAGACAAGCAGGAUGCUGAGGAGGAUGAUGAUGAUGAUGAGGAGGUAGUGGAGGAGCGUCCGAGGACCAGGAGGCGCGGUCGGAGGCGGGCGCACAGCCUCAGCCUGAUGGGCACGUCCGCAGACAGCGGGCUGUCGGUGACGGCGGCCGAGGUGGAAGGACGGCUGUGGGACGGGGCGGCCUGCAGCCCCCAGCACGGCAACGCCCUCCACCACCUCUGGAUGAUGACCUACAACCACAGCGCCCCCUACCUGAGCAGCGACGACUCGGACAGUGACGACGAGGAGAUGCUGGAGGAGCUGCAAGAACUUCGAGAAAAACACCUGUCGGAGGUCCAGGCCCUGCAGGCGUCCCAGAAGCGGGAGAUGGAAGAGCUGUACGAGAAGAUGGGGAAAGCCCCCCCGCCAGGCAUCGUGUCCCCUGCCGCCAUGUUGUCAGGCCGCCAGCGCCGUCUCUCCAAGGGCACGAGCGGUUACCCUCCAUCCCGCAGGAACAGCCUGCAGCGCUUGGAUGUGCUGCCGCUCCAAGGUGGCCACACUAGUAUCAUCAGAAGGAACUCUCUGGGAGGAAGCAGCAGCAGCUCCCAGGACAAACCCAACAAAGGCGUCACGUUCGCCACGGACAUCAGUCGAAUGACAGUCUCAGCAUCCGCCGCUGAACAGCCGGACUACCUCAUCUGAAGCCAAGGCCGCGGCCGUCCGAGCCCUCCGAGACCUCGCCAACAUGGUCGCCCUAGCACAGAAGACCAACUGUAAUAUAAAGAGGAUAUUUACUCAACAUAAUAACAUGAAAUUUCCUAAUAAUAAUAUUAAUGACACCAGCCAUCUAGAUUUAUUUUUGUGGUAGAACACGGCUGAAGAUGACGAGUUGAAAGGCCUUCUCACCGAAAUAUCCAACAUGAUGUAAUCAUUAUGUUUAUAGUUAUGUUUAUAAUAAAUAUAAAAUGUAUGUAAUGACACAGUCGUCACUCGCAAUAGCGCGUUUGAUUGUUGCUCCCUCUAUAUUGCAGUUUCUUAGACAGAAUAAAUGAUGGCUGUUUGACAGUAGCCUGGUCUAUAGUGGUGUGUCGAUCAUGAACGAACGGGUCAAAAGAACUAGUUUUUUUAUGUGAACGCCCCUAAAAUACCCGUUCAGUUACAAAUGCAAAGUCAACUUCGAUUGCCUGGACCUCGUUCAUUUCGUUCACAAAAAAGAACUAGUUCUUUUGACCCGUUCGUUCAUGACCGACACACCACCAGUCAUCACGUGUUGUUGCGCUGUUGAGUCUGAACGAACGUGAACAUGAGUGAACGGACUGACUCGACACGGCUGACCGGGUGUAUGCACAGGUGGAGAUCACAGGCUUAACGACCAAUUGACCGAAAUGAACGGAUCUUUUUACUGAAUGAACCGGAAUGUUCCGGUUCACUGAAAUGAACGGUUUUGCCCACCACUACUUGUCUCUGAUUCGUCACGACAUUUUUAAAUACAAGCGAUAUGUAGUAUUGUGGUCAUUAGACGGCAGUAGUGACACAAAACGCAUCACUUUAACACUGCAUGAAGUCAUGAAGUAACGAGGGAGUGAAAAUACCGUCUCUUUAAGUGGUAAGUGUUUGGCUUCUUAACUUUAGAAGAAAUAAAUUCGAGGCUAACCUGUUAGCUUGUUAGCUCGCUAGCUUGCCGCCUUCUUGAGUGAUGCGCAAUGUACGAACAAGGUGACAAUAUCUGUGUUACUUUAUGCCUUCAGGGUGCUAAAAGCCAUAUUUAGCACGAAAAUACUCAAUUUCUUAACUAUGAAUCUUGCCUCCCGGUCAGGUCUGCAACCAAUUAACGGCUAUAAACGAGGGACGACUGUAUCUCUAGCAUUUUUAGCUUCACUGCCCCUCUUCCUGAUUGGCUGGAAGCUAUCACAUGGUUCCCUGCCUUAUAAGGGGUUACAGCUUGUGCAAUAUCGACCAAAAUAUGAGGGAAAUGUCAUAAAAUAAUCAUGUCUAUGUUGUGAUUUAUAAUAUGAAUAAUCAUCCAAUGCUGAUUGUACAUUUGUAUGAAGUAGUAGAGUGCAUUUAUAGACUGUUUACACCCUUGGAUAGCUCAGCAUCUCUUCUCAUUCAGAAAGAAACAUAUAUAUAUAUAUGUAUACAUAUAUUCUAUAAAGUGACUUUAUUAGAUGAAGCACCUCAUGCACUUUAGCAAGUCUUUUCCUUUCACGCAUUUUGGUCAAACUGUGUUCACUCCAGGAAGUUGCAUCUUGGUUUAAAUGGAGAAUGUUAUUGCACACGUGCCUUAUUGAAUAUCCACACCACACACUGGACAGUGAACAGUGAACGCACCACAAGGAUAAUACAGUGGAUCCCCGUGGAUUUUUGAGUAUGAAAAUACUUUAAUAUAUAAAAUGUCAAUGUUUCAUAAGAUAUUACUUUUCAUUCAGAAAUAUUGUAUAAAUAAGCGACAAUACACUCGCACUUUUUUUUUGGCGGUCCUUAAAACGCACCACAGUUCGUCUGCGUCAUUAUGAGGCCCCGCAACCAGUCCAGAGUGUACCCCGCCUCUUGCUCAAAGUCAGCGGGGAUAGGCUCCAGCAUACCCCCUUGGCCCUAGGGAGGACAGGCGGCGUACAAAGUGGAUGGAUGGACGUGAGGCAUUUUUAGGAAUUCCACCUGGAUUGUGUCGCGAGUGAACAACAGCAAUUAAAGAAACAGCGGUUCCCUGAACAGUCACUUUUUUUGUGUGUGCAAAUGUUGAUCCAAAAUCAACAUCAAGGUGGCAGGAGGAUUUGGAGAGGAGCGAGACGUGUUUGAAAAGUGGACAUUUUUAUCAAAUUACUCGUGGUGGUUGAAAGUGGGGAUCUACUGUAUAUUCAAAAGCAAGCAAGCAUUGCAUUUCUCCCAAAAAUAAAGAAUGUAAAUGUCUCUUGUUUUGCUGUAUGAUGAAUCUGUGCCUUUCUUCCUCUUCUCCAGGGUCUUAUUUGUAAUUUCUACUCUGCUAGACUGGAUGUUUCUUCUAGUCAAUUCCUCAGAUUAUAAAUAAAGACUGUUUAAUACAUGUGUAUCCUUUAU
Messenger RNA from Doryrhamphus excisus (bluestripe pipefish), 7158 nucleotides. It is a transcript of the gene wnk4a, whose product is annotated as WNK lysine deficient protein kinase 4a. The record is from RefSeq and is a predicted model, not a curated record. Gene Ontology annotation, molecular function: ATP binding; protein serine/threonine kinase activity. Lineage: Eukaryota; Metazoa; Chordata; Actinopteri; Syngnathiformes; Syngnathidae. Gene Ontology annotation, biological process: protein phosphorylation.